Molecule: messenger RNA, 1203 nt
Organism: Effrenium voratum
Lineage: Eukaryota; Dinophyceae; Suessiales; Symbiodiniaceae
Source: the annotation of a GenBank genome assembly
AGCUUGCUCAAGCCAUUGCAGCAGAACGGGGCAUACCUGGGCUUGGCGAUUAGCUGGGCCAGGUAUACGGUAUACCUGAUCAAGGUUGACCCUUGUAUGCGUGGUAUAGAAAGCAUGCAGUCCUAUUCCGGGAUGAAGCCUCUGGACACUGAUGACAUUGACACCAGUUCUGAGCUCUCUGCCACGGAAAGGUUGCUGCAUGUGGACUUGCAGCUGAACACGCACAGCGCGGGGUUGUUAGCGGUGGCACAGGCCACAGAUGCCGGCUACAUUGAAGAGUUUGGACGGGCCCAGGCCCUUGGACGCUUAGCCAACGGCCUGAUCCUUUUCACGCUCGGCAGCGCCUUUCAAGCGGUGCUGGUUGCCUUGCUUAUCCUCUUUUCUGAAGAGCGCAUGCAGGACCCCUAUGAGAAAGCGGGCACGGCGCGCAUGACGCAGGAGCUGCAAGAUGCCAUGAACACGAACACGCCUUUACACGAGUCAGAUCCUACUUUGGCCAUGUGCAAGCAGGAUCACUCCGUUCCCUUCUCCCAGUCUUUGGUCAUUUUUAUUUGGAUUUGUAGGCUGGGCCCAUCGAUCACGACCGCGCUUUGGACUUUGCUGGCCAUCAUCCAGGUCUCCUCCAACCACUCGACCAACAUUGGCCAUGACAAGGAGAAGGCGCAGAUCAAGAGCCUGCCUUGCACCACCAAAUUUCUCACGCUGCUCUUCAUCCAAGUGCCCGUGGUAAUCCUGCACGUUGUGCUGCUUUGGGCUGGCAUGAAGUUCCUCAUGUACUGUGAUGCUCUGGGGAAGCUGGUGGUGAAGGCCAUGAGCGUGGCAUAUGUGGAGACCAUCCCAUCUAUUGUGUUUGUUGGGCUAUCCUCUGCGGUGUUCAGAGCGGAAGUGGGCAAGUCCCAGCUGUCAUUGAGGAUGCGACAUACUGAUGACAGCUGGUUUGGUGGUAUGCUAAAGAUUCUCAUCUCGGUGGCGCUGUCCCUAUGGUACUGCCGGAUAUACCACGCAAGCUUGCAAAACUUCAGGCUGGCGUGCUUCCAGUACAAGUAUCAGUUCGUUUUCCCCGUCUGCGACUGCGGCCUGGACUUCUUCGGCUUUCACUUGGCGAACUGAGUGGUCAAGCCACUGACGUCAUAUCAAUUGUUCGGCGCUCAUCUUCGAUUACUUGAUCGAAUUCGUAAUGAUCCAUGAAAUUUUGAAAAAAAA